Athene cunicularia (burrowing owl) is the source of this 2098-nucleotide messenger RNA. RefSeq names its product maternal embryonic leucine zipper kinase (gene MELK). The record is from RefSeq and is a predicted model, not a curated record. The transcript is spliced from 18 exons. Bases 1 to 2004 code for a protein of 667 amino acids. Gene Ontology annotation, molecular function: protein serine/threonine kinase activity; tau-protein kinase activity; ATP binding. NCBI's taxonomy places the organism in Eukaryota, Metazoa, Chordata, Aves, Strigiformes, Strigidae. Gene Ontology annotation, biological process: intracellular signal transduction; protein phosphorylation; microtubule cytoskeleton organization. Gene Ontology annotation, cellular component: cytoplasm.
AUGACUUGCGAAAUCCCCAUCCCUCAUGGAGUGCCAGAGGGUGACUGUGAGGAAGUUUCCAAUUGCUACGAACUAUGUGAAACAAUUGGGACAGGUGGAUUUGCAAAGGUAAAACUUGCGCGACAUAUCCUCACUGGUGAAAAAGUUGCAAUAAAAAUCAUGGACAAGCUGGCUCUAGGGGAUGACUUGCAUCGUGUUAAAGUAGAAAUCAAUGCCAUGAAGAGCCUCAGUCACCAGCACAUUUGCCGGUUGUAUCAUGUGAUAGAGACAUCCAAGAAAAUAUUCAUGGUCUUAGAGUACUGUCCUGGAGGAGAGCUCUUUGACUACAUAAUUUCUAAGGACCGCCUUUCAGAAGAGGAAGCUCGCAUAUUUUUUCGGCAGAUUGUGUCAGCGAUUGCUUAUGUCCACAAGCAGGGGUAUGCCCACAGGGAUCUCAAACCGGAAAAUCUACUGAUUGAUGAGCAACAUAAUUUGAAGCUGAUAGACUUUGGGCUCUGUGCAAAGCCAAAGGAUGGCCUUGAUAACUAUCUGAGAACAUGCUGCGGAAGCCCAGCUUAUGCAGCACCAGAGCUGAUCCAGGGCAAAGCAUAUAUUGGCUCAGAGGCAGAUAUCUGGAGCAUGGGAGUGCUGCUGUACACUCUGCUGUGUGGCUUUCUCCCCUUUGAUGAUGAAAAUGUCAUGACUCUCUACAGGAAGAUAAUGAAAGGAAGAUAUUCUAUUCCAAAGUGGCUCUCUCCUAGCAGUACUCUACUACUUGACCAAAUGCUGCAGGUGGACCCAAAGAAGCGGAUUACAGUUAAACAUCUAUUAACUCACCCUUGGCUCAUGCAAGGUUAUUCUGAUGCUGUUCAGUGGCAAAGUAAAUGCACGCUGGGACACCUCGAUGAAGACUGCAUAACAGAGCUUUCUGUGUUUUAUAAACAGAGCAAGGAGACUAUAUUGGAACUAAUAUCAGAGUGGAAGUAUGACCAGAUGUCAGCAACAUAUCUCUUGCUUCAAUCCAGGAAGGCUCGUGGCAAGUGUGUUCGCUUAAGGGUUCCAGGUCCGACAGGACAUGUCAGCACAAAGCAAUCAGCUGGCCUCAAGUCUGAAAAAACUAUGAUGCAUGAAGAUGUGCCACACUGCGGUGAAGUGCCAUACGUGUCGGGAUCUGUGGAAUUUUCUGGUGCAGCUUCACUCUUGGAAGAAUCUCCAUUCAGAGAUUUUGCUCUAAAUACUCACAGAACAAAGCAACAUUCAAGGCAUGAUGCUCAACUGGAUGAUACAGAAUUCACACUGUCAACUCCAGUGACAAGAGAAGUGGCACCAAAGAAGCAUGAAAACAAAGAGAAUGCUGAUACAGCGUCAGCUUUAAGAAAUGAAAUGCCCUUUGCGCUUUCCACACCAAAGACUCCUUUCGUGAGGAGUCGGGUUGAGAGUGAAGAACAAACCAAACCCUCUCAUGCACCUGCCUCCAGAGAGAGCCGGUUCACUACAGUUACCCCAAUUAAGAAACGCAGAAACCCAACAAACAUAGAUGAAUUGAGAGCAGCUGAGAUUCUUCCAGAAACAAGGUGUCAUUCACCAGAGUUAGAUAUCAACGUAGCCCAUGUGCAUAGCAUCCACAAGACGAGAAAAGCCAAAAUAUUCGGAGGUCUUGAAAGAGGCCUAGACAAAGUGAUCACAAUGCUUACGCCGAAUAAAAGGAAACGGUUCUCAAGAUAUUGCCCAAGGAAACUUAAGGAACACUGUAAUGUUACUGCCACUAAGCUCCUGAAUCCAGACCAAGUGUUAGAUGAAUUGAUCAGUGUUCUUUCAGAGAAGCAUGUGGAAUUCGUUCAGAAGGGUUAUGCCCUGAAGUGUCAAACACGGUUGAAUUUUGGCAAAGUAACCGUGGAGUUUGAGUUAGAAGUGUGUCGGAUCGGUAAAUCUGAAGUGGUGGGUAUCCGGCGACAGCGGCUUAAAGGUGAUGCCUGGGUCUACAAGACACUGAUGGAAGACAUCUUAUCGAGCUGCCAGGUGUGACUGGCUGAUGCACUGCUGAGAAAGCAGCAUUGUGCUGAGGCCUUAAUCAUCACGUUUUGGAAGGGUCUGUUCAGAAAAGUAAUUCUGUGUCACA